AGAAUCACUUUAUUAUAGGCAAUUAUGAUUUUCUUUCUCCAAAAUUUUCCUUAUUCUUCAAUUACACCUUCCUUAACCAUCUUCCACCAUUAAUAUUUUUCUCCAUUAUUUGUUUAGUUUCUGUAACUGUCGCUUCCCACCCAAAUGACGAAAUUAAAAUGAUACUGAUAAUACAAACCUUACAAUUAAAUGAAACAUAAGCAUAAGUGGAAAACCAUUUUUGGAUAAAUUAAUGUCUAUUUUUAUUUUUUAUUUUUUAUUUUUGAGUGAUCUACAGGCAUACCAAUAUUUAACUCGGAAGUAGAAAUUUAUCAAAGUCAGAUUUCACAAAUAAGAGCCAAGAUCUUAUGUUCCAGUGCUUUAAGUUUUGAAAAGAAAGCAAUUUAUUGUGAAAGAACUUAAUAAAAAUUAAAAUUGUGAAAAAGUGCAGCAAUGGUAGAAUGCAGUUAAUGGAGGAGUAAUUGUUUUUGUUUUUUUUUUUCCUGAAUCGAAAAAUGGAGAGGUAAUUGAGAAUAAAGAAAUAAUUGGAGAGUUUUUUCGUAAUUCGACCUUACCUUAGAGGGUUGGACGUAAUUUACGCUUUAGUUGUUUUCUCACAUCAGCACAUAUAUACAUUGUAUUUAAUCAUAUUGAUAUAUACCAAUGUAGUGAUCCCCUAUAUAUUAUCAUGCAGGUACUAUACCAGAAGAAAUUGGUCUUCUAAAUAAACUGCAGAUAUUGGAAAUGACAUAUAAUCAGUUGACGGGCCCGUUACCUCCAACGAUUUUUAACAUAUCUUCAUUGCAAUAUAUUUACUUGUUCGGUAAUAUCUUAUCAGGAAAUCUGCCUAUCGACAUAUGCAAACAUAAUCUGAAUGCUCUUCAUUUAAAUGACAACAUGCUCAGUGGGGAAAUACCAUCUAAUCUUGGACGAUGUCCGAAACUUCAUGCGUUAUAUCUAUCAUUCAACAGAUUUAGUGGUUCGGUGCCAAGAGAAAUCGGGAAUUUGACGAGACUUGAAGAUGUAUUACUUGGAAACAACGCUUUGAGUGGUAAGAUUCGUUCUCUUUGCAUAUAAUCAUUGAUCGUUAACCUCUUUAUAUGUUGCAUUCGUAUAAUUAGAUAGCGUUUUAAUUUAGAGUGUGCUUUGCUAAGCUUAUAAGCUGUUAAAAAUGGCGUACACGAUGUUUAAGAGCUUAUAAGUUCGUCCAAAGUGUUUGGUAAUUUUAUUUUUUUAAAUCUUAAAAAUUCACAAAAUAAGCUGUUGAUUCUUAAUUUUACAAGUUUUCUGUAUAUAUUUCAGGCAACAUUCCUUGGGAAAUAUUCACAACCAAUAUCCGGACGAUCGAUCUUUCCAACAAUUUAUUACAAGGUUCUAUACCACUAACAAUCGGAACAUCUCGAAAUUUGGUUUCACUCAAUCUUGCAAAAAGCAAUAUUUCCGGUAGAAUACCUUCCACAAUUGGGAACCUGCAGUACUUAUCUCUCUUAAUACUCCAUUCCAACAAACUCAUAGGCGACAUUCCGUCGUCCAUUUGCAACUUGACAUCCCUUCAAUAUCUUCAUCUGUCAAGUAACAAUUUAGAAGGACAAAUUCCAAAUUGUUUAGGACACUUGAGCACAACUUUAGGGGUCUUGCAUUUGAAGGGAAAUAAUUUUCAUGGUCCGAUUCCGACAACUUUUUCAAAGCGUUGUGCCCUUCAGUCGAUAAACUUGAACGGUAAUAAAUUCGACGGAAAGUUACCACAAUCCCUCGUCAACUGCGGACAACUGGAGGUUAUUGAUAUCGGCAACAAUGGAAUACGAGACGUGUUUCCUUAUUGGAUGGAAACUCUUCUCGAGCUUCGAGUGCUUGUCUUGAGGUCUAAUAGAUUAAAUGGUGACAUAUUAUCUACUUCAACGGAUAAGCUUCCAUUCCCCAAGUUGCAAGUUUUGGAUGUAUCGUUGAAUCAAUUUACCGGCUCGUUGCCUAGUGGAUAUUUGAGCAAUCUUAGAGCCAUGACGGUUGUGGAGGGAAGGAGAAUCGAAAAGGGAAAUUGGUUUUCGAAUUAUCAAGAGUCGAUCGUGUUUGUUUUGAAAGGUGUGGAGCUUCCCGUGAUGAGAAUCCUACAAACAUUCACAACCGUUGACUUGUCCGGGAAUAGAUUUUCCGGAACUAUUCCGGAAUCCAUAGGAAAUCUUAACUCUCUACGGUACUUGAAUUUGUCUCGUAACAACAUCACAGGAAAUAUACCAUCGUCUCUUGGAAAUAUGAGCAUACUUGAAUCUUUGGACCUGUCUUCAAACCAAUUGGUCGGGGAAAUUCCAUCGCAAUUGACAAGUCUCACAUUUCUUUCUUUGUUAAAUCUUUCGUUCAAUAAUCUUGUCGGGCAGAUACCUCAAUCGAGUACCGGCCAAUUUCCUACAUUUGACAACAGUUCAUAUAUGGGAAACUCGGGAUUGUGUGGGUUUCCAUUGACAAAAAUGUGCGGACAAAACGAAGUUCAACCUUUGCCUCCAAUAUUACCACAAGUUGAUGAUUUCGGCUUUCUAGAUGGUUUUGGUUGGCAAGCGGUUGUUUCGGGGUAUGGUUGUGGAUUUGUAUUUGGAACUACUAUCGGUUAUUUCAUUUUUCGAUAUGGAAGGCCAAAAUGGUUUGUAGGCCUCUUUUUCAAUGUUCAAUAAAAGUU
Messenger RNA from Erythranthe guttata (spotted monkey flower), 2647 nucleotides. The record is from RefSeq and is a predicted model, not a curated record. Lineage: Eukaryota; Viridiplantae; Streptophyta; Magnoliopsida; Lamiales; Phrymaceae.